GACUAACGGUCGCACGUAACACACGCACGUUAAGCGAUCACAUACAUAAUUCCAAUAGUACCUACUUAGUACCCACCUGCAAUGCAGUCUAAGUGUGAUGUGUGUAAAAGAACGAUUACAAAAUCACUACCGGGAUUAGAAUGCAGUAAGUGUGACAGAGUUGUGCAUCUUAACACCAGAUGCAGUGGUCUGACUGGUAAGCAAAUCGCCGCCCUCAAAGCGGCCACCAGCUUAGAGUGGACUUGCCUUGAAUGCCAGCGGGAGUCACCAAGACGCAAUUCAUCAAUCAUUAUGCCGGAAGAAGACGACGAAGACGACAACACACCUGUCCAAAUUGACGCAAAGAAGCUGUUGAGCAACAUCUCCAAGGAAGUUGAAAAGGCGAUUAAAAGCGAAAUGCGUGAACUUAAUGAGGCAUUGCAGUUUCAUAGUGGAAAGCUAGACGAAGUCGUGGAGUGUAUGGACGCAUUUAAACAAACCAUUAAAGUACUCGAAAGGAAAAAUGUGGAGCUAACCAAUAAAAAUAAUAACCUAGAAACUCGUGUUGGAGCCCUCGAGCAAAGGUUACAAGAAAUCGAGCAAGAAAAGCUUACAAAUUCAGUGGAGAUUGCAAAUGUACCAUACCAGAGCAUAGAAGCGGACAGUAAAAUAUUGGAAAAGGUGGCCCUGAAACUCCAACUACCCACUGGAGGUAUAAAAAGCUCACGAAGACUCCAAGGGAAGAAAGAACAACCGCCGAACAUUAGAGUGGAAUUACAAGACGAAUGUACUCAAGAACAAUGGAUUACGGCUGCUAAAAGCAUCAAAACUAUGGUAGUGGACCUUUGCCCCUCCGAGAAAAAUAAUAAGGAUAUAGUUUACAUUAGUGAAGCAAUGACGAAAACCAACAAGACUUUACUGUGGAAGGCUAAGCAAGAACUAAAGAUUAACCAGAAAUUCAAGUACGUAUGGUUUAAAAAAGGAUUCGUAAAGGCACGCAAAGACGACGGUUCAAAAACCUAUAUUUUACGAACAAUGGCGGAUGUAAACGCCCUCAUAAAGAACAAAUCAUAGGCAUUA
Molecule: messenger RNA, 1059 nt
Organism: Maniola jurtina (meadow brown)
Lineage: Eukaryota; Metazoa; Arthropoda; Insecta; Lepidoptera; Nymphalidae
Exons: 1
Coding region: 82-1053 (323 amino acids)
Source: RefSeq, a predicted model, not a curated record